Molecule: messenger RNA, 2123 nt
Organism: Annulohypoxylon truncatum
Lineage: Eukaryota; Fungi; Ascomycota; Sordariomycetes; Xylariales; Hypoxylaceae
Product: MFS general substrate transporter
Exons: 3
Coding region: 369-2051 (560 amino acids)
Biological process (GO): transmembrane transport
Molecular function (GO): transmembrane transporter activity
Source: RefSeq, a predicted model, not a curated record
AGUCCAGAAAUCCUAGAAACCCCGGAUUCAGCUAAUAGACCACGUUUCCCCUCUUAGAAUACCGGAUUAGCUAGCACUUACGCCUUAUUAGCUGAAAAUACUCCAGUGCCGUGAUAACUUCAAGCACUUUCGGACAAGGUUCCCCGCAAUCGGUGUGAAUCGACUGCAAGAUGAAAUUUCAGACUCCACCAAUCUCCCGUGUUGAUCAAUUUAGGCGUGCUCCAAUAAUUCAGGGGGGGCUAUUGUCAAGAGUUGGAGAUACCCUUGCUGAGUCGUGGUUAUAAGUCCUAUUAACCGCCCUUGGGAAGAACUCGUUUGGUAUCCCCCUGCAACAUCAAAUUUUUACGGAUUCGAAGGACAUUUUCAUCAUGGGACUCGGAGUGCUUGAAGAUAAACACCUUUCCCAUGUGCCUGGUACGGCCCUUCUGACAGAUGUCGUUGGUUCCGACGACUAUCGCCGUCAUGGUGAGCUUGCAACGGCCUUGCGCCACGGGAAAGGCAAGGACUCAGAUGUUGUGUUGGUGCCGCAACCUAGCAACAGUCCGAACGACCCAUUGAAUUGGCCCCUAUGGAAGAAAGAUAUUAUGUUAUUCUUCAUAUGUAUUGACACGGCCGUCGUGGGCGCUUGGGGACCGAUGAUUACACCUGGUUUUGUCGAGAUGACCUCUGAAUUCGGUAUUUCGUAUAACAAGCUUAACGGCGAUCUCGGAUAUGGUAUACUCAUGAUUGGGUUGUCAUGCUUCUUCACCAAUUCCAUGGCCGUCAUCUGGGGUCGUAGACCCGUAUUUCUCCUCGGCAACCUGCUACUGUUUAUCGGCAGCAUUGGAGGAUACUAUUCACAUAAUUUCAAUAGUCUGCUUGGCUUCCGGCUUGUCGGAUGCAUAGGAAUGUCCCCGUUCGAAGUUUUGGUUACCGCAACAAUCGCGGAUAUCUAUUUCGUACAUCAACGCGGAGUCCGGCUCGCAGCUUGGGGUCUGUGCCUUUCCAUCGGAGUUGGGGGUGGCACGAUUAUCUCCGGUUACAUCAUCCAAAACCUGGGCUGGAACUGGACCUACGGCAUAUGUGCAAUUAUUUUCGGAGUAUGGAUAAUCGUCCUCUUUUUUUUCUGUCCCGAGACUGCAUAUAGACGGGAUGAAUCUUUGAAUACAGAUCUUGGAACAGGACAAAAGGAGGAAGAGAUACCUAAGCACGACAACCCGAAAGGAAAAACAGGUAGCGGAUCAUCCGGUGCUGAGAACGUUGAGGUUGAAGUUGAGGUUAUUGAACGUGCUGUGGUUGAUGUUACCUGGUCGGAAAAGAAGCAUAGCUACUGGCACGACUUGAAAAUAUUCCAUGGGAGGAUGUCCGAUGAUCCACUCUGGAAGGUUCUCACGAGACCAUUGAUGAUGCUUUUAUUUCCGCAAGUCUUAUUCUCCUUCUUCGCAUAUGGGCUUACGAGCUCUUGGCUAGUGGUGGUGGGCUCCGUGCUAGCUCAACUAUUCACAGCGCCCCCUUACAACUUCAGUGUUUCCGGAGUUGGGCUAGUCUCAAUUGCUUCGCUUAUAGGCGCGAUCGUGGGAGCUUUCAUAUCCGGGCCAAUCGCGGAUUGGAUCAUCAAAGCGAUGUCGAGAAGAAAUGGAGGUAUAUACGAGCCCGAAUUUCGACUGGUCCUUAUCGUGAUCACCUUGACCCUAGGAGGCAUGUCAUUCUUCGGCUUCGGAUGGUCGCUUCAGGAGCAAGAUCCCUGGAUUGCCCCUGCAAUAUUCUAUGGAUUACAAUAUUUCAGCGUGGGGUUCAUGUCUAUCGCUGUGUAUGGCUAUCUGACGGACUGCCAUCGCGACAAAGCUCCAGAGGCAUUUGCGGCGAUUAAUCUGAGGAACAUCUACUCCUUCGGCAUGAACUACUUUAUAUCAGAUUGGAUCAGCAGUCAAGGCCCGAAGGAGGUGUUUUGCAUCAUCGGAGGUGUUCAUGUCUUCAUCUGCAUCUGUGCAAUCCCGAUGUAUAUCUUCGGAAAGAGAUGCAGGAGUUGGACAAGCCGAGUGAAAGUGUUUGAGAAGAUCAUGCAGGCAUAGGAGUUUGAUCCCUGAACGAUCACCAAGUUGGAAAUACGCCUGGUUGUAUGUUGGUCGGGAAAAUAUAAAACA